AUGCUUCCCACGCCUGACGUCAAGGCUCAACCGCGAUCUCGUCGCCGAUAUGCACAGGGUAGUACUCGUUCAAAAACCAUAGAACUAGGAACGCUAUCAGAAAUUGAAGAGGAUAUCUAUCAUAAUAAGGAAGGUAGCUAUUUAAAAAGUUACUUGAGCAACUGGUUUCCAUGGAAUAAUGAAGAUUUCGUUGAAGCAGCCGCCAGUCAGUCCGGUGUUGGAAGUCAGGACGAUUCAGCGGUGAAUGUACGAUGGCCCAAGAAUGGAGCGGUCAAAAGCAUCGCACGACAUUUCAGUGAACGUCUGAAAUCAGAGCAAGGAAAGUUUCCACAUUCAUCUUUGUCACUGAGCAAAAUUUACUCCAUAGAGAGGUUUGAACUGGAACUAGUACCUUGA
Molecule: messenger RNA, 396 nt
Organism: Haemonchus placei
Lineage: Eukaryota; Metazoa; Nematoda; Chromadorea; Rhabditida; Trichostrongylidae
Source: the annotation of a GenBank genome assembly